Anguilla anguilla (European eel) is the source of this 4674-nucleotide messenger RNA. Its product is annotated as serine/threonine-protein phosphatase 2A 55 kDa regulatory subunit B gamma isoform. Gene Ontology annotation, molecular function: protein binding; protein phosphatase regulator activity. Gene Ontology annotation, cellular component: protein phosphatase type 2A complex; cytosol. NCBI's taxonomy places the organism in Eukaryota, Metazoa, Chordata, Actinopteri, Anguilliformes, Anguillidae. The record is from RefSeq and is a predicted model, not a curated record. The transcript is spliced from 10 exons. Bases 368 to 1723 code for a protein of 451 amino acids. Gene Ontology annotation, biological process: peptidyl-serine dephosphorylation.
UCGUCCUCUCCCGCUCCCGGGCUCCGUCGCGCUCCGCGUUCGGUCUUCUCCGCCGCCUUCCCCCCUCACGCCCCCCGUCGCGUCCCACGAUGCCCUGUUCCAUGCCCCUCUGCUAGGCGGCAGCAGCAUGGACCGUGCUCUGGCGGGGACACCCACGACGGAUUGGUUCGGUACCCUGCGGACGGGCAUGCUGAGUAUCCCUGCCGUAAAUGGGCGAGGACGUUGACACCCGAAAAAUCAACCACAGCUUUCUCAGAGACCACAAUUAUGUGACAGAAGGGCUGCUUGUGGCUAAGCCUUGGCUCCGAACGCAGCUGAACGCAGCCUGGGCCCUUAGGCACUCCUCUCCUGGACUCCGCCCCCCAGGAUGUUGAAUACCAUCCAGGUCCUCUGCUCCGACAUCGCCUCGCUCUCUCUGGAGGCCAAGCAGUUUGCCAGUUACACAGAAGCUGAUAUAAUUUCCACAGUAGAGUUUAACCAGACGGGGGAACUGCUCGCGACCGGGGACAAGGGGGGUCGAGUGGUCAUCUUCCAGAGGGAAACCGAGAGUAAAAAUGAGCCUUACUGUCCAGGCGAGUACAACGUUUACAGCACCUUCCAGAGCCACGAGCCCGAGUUCGAUUACCUGAAGAGCUUGGAGAUCGAGGAGAAGAUCAACAAGAUCCGCUGGCUGCCGCAGCAGAAUGCCGCCCACUUCCUCCUCUCCACCAAUGAUAAGACCAUUAAGCUAUGGAAGGUGAGCGAGCGGGACAAAAGGCCCGAGGGGUACAACCUGAAGGAUGAGGAGGGGCGGCUGAAGGACCUCUCCACGGUGACGUCCCUGCAGGUGCCGGUGCUGAAGCCCAUGGACCUGAUGGUGGAGGUGAGCCCCAGGAGGGUGUUCGCCAACGCCCACACCUACCACGUCAACUCCAUCUCCGUCAACAGCGACUGCGAGACCUACAUGUCCGCCGAUGACCUGAGAAUCAACCUGUGGCACCUGGGCAUCACUGACCGCAGCUUCAACAUCGUGGACAUCAAGCCGGCGAACAUGGAGGAGCUGACGGAGGUGAUCACGGCGGCCGAGUUCCACCCGCACCACUGCAACCUGUUCGUCUACAGCAGCAGCAAGGGCACCCUGAGGCUGUGCGACAUGAGGGCGUCGGCGCUGUGCGACAAGCACUCCAAACUCUUCGAAGAGCCGGAGGACCCCAGUAACCGGUCCUUCUUCUCCGAAAUCAUCUCCUCCGUCUCCGAUGUCAAGUUCAGCCACAGCGGGCGCUACCUGCUCACGCGGGAUUACCUCACAGCUAAAGUCUGGGACCUGAACAUGGAGAACAAGCCCAUAGAAACCUACCAGGUUCACGAUUAUCUCCGGAGUAAGCUUUGUUCUCUGUAUGAGAACGACUGCAUCUUCGACAAGUUUGAAUGUGCCUGGAAUGGGACCGACAGCGUGAUCAUGACUGGGGCCUAUAACAACUUCUUCCGAAUGUUCGACCGGAACACCAAGCGGGACGUGACGCUGGAGGCGUCGCGGGAGAGCAGCAAGCCGCGCGCCGUGCUCAAGCCCCGGCGGGUCUGCGUCGGCGGGAAACGGCGCAAGGACGACAUCGCCGUGGACAGCCUGGACUACACCAAGAAGAUCCUGCACACGGCCUGGCACCCAGCCGAGAACAUCAUCGCCAUCGCCGCCACAAACAAUCUGUACAUAUUCCAGGACAAGGUUAACUCAGAGAUGCACUAACGCAGAGCUCCUGCAGGGCGGCGCCAGGCCGGACCCAAACCCCCCCACCCCCCCCCACCCCCCCAGUCCUAAAGCCCUGCUCACCUUUACUGCUCUCCUCUGCUGUCCCACCCCCACCCCCCACCUGGAGAGGACCUGUCCGGGGCUGAGCGAGAGAGCGUUUUCUUUGUGUUGGAAUUGUGGAUUGUGCUUGGUCACUCGUGUUUGUUUGCUGUUGGUAGUUGUGGGCUUCUGGAAGUCGCCGUGGAGACGGCGCCGAGUGCCGACGUCUCACACAUGGAUUGGACGAGGGACUGAAGCACGCGACAGGACUCGACUGUGCUCCUUUACGUUCUCGGUGUUCGUGCUUCUUCUUCUUCUUAUUCUUCUACUUCUCCUUUUCCUUCUCCUUACUGCAUUUCUCCUCUCUUUCUUUUUUGCCUGUUGGAUUAAGUUGGAAAACAACAACUCACAAAGUUAGUCAUUUAAAUCACUGUUUUUUUUUUCUUGAAGAGUGUGAAGCCUGCUUAGAUGCCCCACCUUGAUGUGUUUUACCACUUCUGUUGAGUGAAUAUUUCCCUGAUUGUACUGAGCAGCUCGUACAGUAUAAACGCACUGAAAGCUUGUCAGGGCGCCGUUCUCUCACAUGAUUUCUUCAAUGAUUUCUUCAAUUGCUGUACUGUAUUUACUCCAAAGAGGUCAACCCCAAACAGAGGGCCAACCUGAAGGCAAAAUUUGAAUGUUUUUUGUUUAGUUGUUUUGUCUGCAGUUAGCAUGUCUCCACUCUGCAGAGAUCUGUGCACAGAAUUGUCACUGUGUAGCAAUGUUACAGUGAACAUGUUUUGAUACCUCUAUAACAUCUAACUGCACAAACACACACCCUCCAGCACUCUUCAGUACAAAAUGAGCAGCAACAGAUUGAUAUUAAUUGAUUAAUAGAAUACACAUGGUUUCGAAAAGGGCUUUUACAAAUCUCCUCCUGUUAAAUUUAUUUAUCCCGGCAAGAAAUCAUGUACAGUUUAUAUGUUAUAUGACUGAAAGUGCACAGAGUGAUUGCAUGUUUGUGUUUCGUUGAACCAAUCAGUUGGUUGUGGGUUGGGAGCUUCAUUUGGGUUUAAAAACAGACUGGACUUUUGAUGAUCUACAGCAGUGUGCUAAAAUCAAUCAUUUUUGUUAUCAAGCUUUCUGAUAGUUGAUGUGAUUUUUCGAGCCUGGGAUAGCAUAGGCUCUCUCUUGUGUUUCCUUUGUCUAUUUUCCCCUGAAAUGAGUAAGUCCCCAGGCUGGAGCUAGCUGAAUUAAGCAGCACUCUUUUUCUUCUUCUUUUUUAUCAUCGACUAACUUUAUAUUCUUUUUACCUCCUGUCCAUAAUCUGACAUGGGUUUAAAAUAUCCUCUGAGCUGACAAAAGUAAGACCCUCUUUUAAGGGGUUCCUCGAUAGACUAACCACAAAGAUUUUUUUCCAUUUGAAUAUUUUUUGUGACAUUAAGUGGCUUUGGUAUUCUGAUGAGAAAGCGGGCUAGCAUCAUUAAUGGAAAAGAUGCAAGUCCCCCCUUUUUAGUGUGUUGCUUGUUACUGAUGGCUAUAGUGAAUAAGGUAUGGUAAAAGUCUGAAUGUACGUCUCUCACUUCUUCCAUCUUUUUGUUUUGUAAAUUCAUGAUGGUGUUAAAUGACGAUGAUGAUAAUGAUGGUGAUGAUAAUGAUGAUGAUGAUGAUGACUAUGAUGAUAUUAAUAAUAUAUGGGCAGGUAAGUUUUUUUGAGGUUUUCCAUUUUGGUUCCCACUGCAAGAGACUGUAUUUUUACAGCAAAAAGAAUGACCGAUAAACAGUACAGUAAUGCACUCUCUAAAUGCAGCCUUCACAAAAGCUUUGUACGACCAGUCGAGAUCCAUAGCCGAUAUUCAGAUUUGAAGUUGAAGAUGAGUGCAUGGACCUCAGCCUUCCCAUGUGCUGUUUUGCUACAAGAUUAAAGAAUCGACAACAAAAAAAAAAAGAAGCAAAUUGAUGCUGCAUGAUAGUAAAUACUGUUUUUAGACUUCUGGCUGCCUUUUUUGAAUCAUAAAAACAGGCUGUUCGCUGUAAAAUGGCUUGCAGAGUUCUGUCUCUACACAGCACUAGUUACCAUAAAUGACUAUUAUUACUUUUUGUGUAUUGAAGCACAAAAGCAUGUUUACCAUUGUUCAGUGUUACGAUGUACAUUUAUAAUGCCUAAAAUGUUUUAAUGAGAAACAAAACCAAGGGAAUGAGGAAUGUUUAUUAAUACUAUAAUCAAAAAAAUGUAAAAGGCUGAAUGGAAUCAUGUAUAUAUUUCUUAAGUCUCUGCAAUAUUCCAACUUCUUUCCUCUUCUAACAACAAAAGACAUGAAUUUCAAAAAUAAAUAUGGAGUGUCGUUCAGUUGAACAUAAGGAAGUACAAUCACUGAUAAAGUUGAUAUUGGUGGUGUUGAGAGACAUUUAUCUAAUCAUGUCACUCUUUCACUCAACAAGGAAAAAAAUCUACACAGUUUUUCCUAACAGCAGGGGAUGCUUGAUACAGAUCUCCCUGGCCUGUGGGUAUUUUACAAAUAUACUACUUCAACUCCUCAGAUCAAUUUACGUCCUUACUGAAUGUUCAAUUGCACUCUUUGUGGCUCCAUCCUUGAGAAAUUGAUAUGAAAUGGUGGGGGGGGAAAUUUUGUUGGAUGUCAUAGAGGAAGUUACACAUCCUCUCCUAGGUUUCUCCGAUUUGUUUCCCCAACAUUUAGAUUCCUUUUUAAAUGUAUUUAUUUAUAUACUUUGUGCUAGGCCAUGAAAAAAAAAAUGUUUGUGGUACCAGCCCUUUAACAUUGUGAUUCCUCUUCCUGACUGUACAUCGACUCACUUGUUUUCUGUUUAUUUCCUUAUUUCCUUUAUUUUUGGACUAAACUGUCAAAUAAACGACUAUAAAUAUGUUAAUAUGAGUUUUCGAAUAAAGGUUUCAACAAAAUUGCAUCCUA